UCUCUUCCUCUUUGACUGUAAUAAUUGAUGAAAUGUUUGUAAAUAAUGGCUUGGUAGAGGUUUUCAAUGCUACUGAAUUGAAUUAUGCUGUUCACAAGGCGAAUAAAGGUGGUCUUGAGUCUUUGAGAAGUGUGUGUGGUGUGUUCACUGACGCAGAGGAGCAGCUGGUUCCUGGGCGGAGUCACAUCUGUGUACCCGCCACUUCCUUAUGUUUCUACCGCCAAACUUUAAACGGGGAGCAAAGACUCAGCUGCUGCACAAGCUGAUUAUUAAAAGGCGACUUCUUUUGACUACAUAAAAAUGUCUUUAACUCCAAAAAGACCCCGAUCCGGUGCGAUGAACGAUUCCAUGGAGAAAAGGAUAAAGCGCAUUUCAAUUGAGGGAAAUAUCGCGGCGGGCAAGUCCACAUUUGUGCGCCUUUUGGAGCAGGAGAGUGCAGACUGGGAAGUGGUGCCAGAGCCCAUCGCCAGGUGGUGCAAUGUUCAAACAAAUGGCAGUGACUUUGAGGAGCUGACCACAUCUCAGAGGAGUGGAGGCAACGUGCUGCAGAUGAUGUAUGAAAAGCCAGAGAGGUGGGCCUACACCUUCCAGAGCUAUGCCUGCAUCAGCCGGGUACGAGCCCAGAUCCGGUCUGCCAACGGGAAGCUCAGAGACGCCGAGGAUCCGGUGCAGUUCUUUGAGCGCUCCAUCUACAGUGACAGGUACAUUUUUGCCUCCAACCUCUACGAGAGCGAGUGUCUGAAUGAAACGGAAUGGUCUGUGUACCAGGACUGGCAUGGCUGGCUCCACAGCCAGUUCGGCAAACACAUCGAACUUGACGGCAUCAUCUACCUCAGAGCUUCACCAGAGAAAUGUUUAGAACGACUGCACCUAAGAGGCAGACAGGAAGAGCAAGACAUCCCUCUGGAGUAUCUGGAGAAGCUCCACUUUAAGCACGAGAGCUGGCUGCAGCACAAGACGAUGAACAUGGAGUUUGAGUAUCUCGGUGACGUCCCAGUCAUGACAAUAGAUGUAAAUGACGAGUUCAAGGACAAUAAAAACAAGUGUGCUGACAUGAUUGAGAAGGUGAAAGAGUUCCUGACCACGUUGUGAAGAUACCAAGUGGAGGAAAAUACCAACGGUGACCAAACAAAUCAUAGAAAUGAAUGGAGUUUAACUCUGAAACAAUGAAAUGCCUUCAAGUGCAGCUGAAGUACUUACUCUGAGUGGUUUUCUGAAAACAAUCUAGCCUGUAGCUUCUUUAUAAUCAUUUUAUUGCCAGCGCUUUUACUUGUUUAUUUAUGUAUUUGUGUGAAUGAGGAUAAGAAUGCAUGUCAACUGGUGUUAACAAAUGACAAUAAAUGGGAAAAACUUGUUUA
Sphaeramia orbicularis (orbiculate cardinalfish) is the source of this 1358-nucleotide messenger RNA. RefSeq names its product deoxycytidine kinase (gene dck). Gene Ontology annotation, biological process: nucleobase-containing compound metabolic process. The record is from RefSeq and is a predicted model, not a curated record. The coding region runs from base 301 to 1092 and encodes 263 amino acids. Gene Ontology annotation, cellular component: mitochondrion; cytoplasm. The transcript has 7 exons. Lineage: Eukaryota; Metazoa; Chordata; Actinopteri; Kurtiformes; Apogonidae. Gene Ontology annotation, molecular function: deoxycytidine kinase activity; ATP binding.